GUGUGUGUGUCUGUACGGGAGCACAGAAAGGAAAUGUCUCUCUCAGGCUGAGACUCCACUCUUCUCUCCUCUCAGAUAACAGAAGACUGUCUGACUGCCUGCCUGGGAGACUGCCUGUUAGACUGACUGCCUGCCUGGGAGACUGCCUGUGAGACUGGAAGACUAACUGUGAGACUGCCUGUGAGACUGGGUGCCUUACUUCCUGCCUGGUAGACUGGGUGCCUUACUUCCUGCCUGGGAGACUGCCUGGGAGACUGGGUGCCUGACUGGCUGGGUGAGAGAGGGACGUGUGGACGUGUGGACAGGACUGCAGAGCAGGAGCUGAGCGGUAGCAGCAGAGAUGCCUCGGACGUGUUUGCUGUGUGUGUACAGCGUAGGAGUUCUGAUGCUGUUCUGGACGGGUCAAGUGGAUCUCUACCGGACCCAGAACCCAGAGGAUGACUCAGAGGAUUAUGAGCCCAGAACUUACCGUGAUAGCAGGGGAGUGGAAUGCCGCCGUUGCUGUGAGCCUGGAGAGGAGCCCCCCCAGCAUCUAAGAGUGGUGCCCCAUAUUAACAUCACAAUCCUUAAAGGUGAGAAGGGAGACGGUGGCGCUAGGGGCCCCUAUGGGAGGUCUGGUAAAACGGGUCACGUGGGCCCCUCUGGCCCCAACGGGCAGAAGGGGUUGAAGGGCAGCGUGGGGUCCCCCGGGGAGCACUGCAAGUCCUACCACGCCGCCUUCUCCGUGGGCCGCAAGAAGGCCCUGUUCAGCAACGAGUACUACCAGACGCUCGUCUUCGACACCGAGCUCGUCAACCUCUACAACCACUUCAACAUGUUCACCGGGAAGUUCUUCUGCUACGUGCCAGGGGUCUACUUCUUCAGCCUCAACGUGCACACCUGGAACCAGAAAGAGACGUACCUGCACCUGAUGAAGAACGAGCAGGAGGUGGCCAUUUUGUACGCCCAGCCGAGCGACCGCUCGAUCAUGCAGAGCCAGAGCCUGAUGCUGGAGCUGUCGCGGGACGACCAGGUCUGGGUGCGCCUCUUCAAGGGCGAGCGGGAGAACGCCGUCUUCAGCGACGACUUCGACACCUACAUGACCUUCAGCGGACACCUCAUCAAGGCGGAGAGUGAGGGAUAGUGUGGUGUCUAAAAUAUACACUCACGCGGUCCCAUUUAAGCGAAGCGGAGUCGAACAGCAGAUGGUGAAUUCUCCAGUACAGAUUUAUUGCAGAUCUUAAACCACAAUAAGGGAAAGUUUCUAGAAAGGUUUCUGUCUGCCUAGAGUCGCGCUCUGACAUUUAAACCUCUUCUGACACUCCCACUUCAGCCCUGACUGGCUGACCCUGUAACCAAUCAAAUCCUGACUUCUAACCUGACACCAUCCAAUCAGAAAGCUUAAAAUGUGUAUCAUGACCCACCCUGUACCCGGUGGGCCAAACCCCUUUUCUAACAUCGUGUUGAGUAUGUAUCUGAUCCUCAAACUAAUUAAAUGAAUUAUCUGACAUUCCUCCUGAAUCAUAUUAAAAUAUCCCACAAUAGGACACGCCCACUCACCCCGUCGCCAUGGACACGGCCAAUAGGCUGCGAUGUUAGAUGUUUGUGAUGUCAGUUACUAUUUACACUGUGUAUAAUAAGUAUUACUGCCUUUAUUAUCUUUGUAUUCCGUUGCUUUUAUUUAAAGAGUGUUACUUAUAACAAAUAAAUAUAAAACAAAUAUAGUUUACUUAUUACAAAUAAAAUAAAUUAUUAUUAUUAUUAUUACUUCUGUCUUUGAGCCAGGCGGUGGGAUAGCAGAUCAGGUGCCUAUUGAGUAUUGAACAGGGUCAUUAUGAUCACUGAUCAGGUGUAGAUCAUGUAUUGAUUAGCAGACGUAGCUAACUUAUCCAAAGCGACUGACAGUGUAUGUGCACAUCUCCGUCACUAUGUUGGCUUCUCGGGGAUCGACCCCAUGCCCUUGGCGUUCGGCGCGAGUGUGUGUGUGUGUGUGUGUGUGUGUGUGUGUGUGUGUGUGUGUGUGUGUGUGUGUGUGUGUGUGUGUGUGUGUGUGUGUGUUUGUCUGUGUCAGCAUUUGUAGCGCCUUGUCGGUUUGUCGUUUUCCAGCAGUACAAGAUGCUUUACUCCAUCUGUUUUACAGCCCAGUACAAGAUGCUUUACUCCAUCUGUUUUACAGCAGUAUAAGAUGCUUUACUCCAUUCGUUUUACAGCAGUACAAGAUGCUUUACUCCAUCUGUUUUACAGCAGUAGAUGCUUUACUCCAUCUGUUUUACAGCAGUACAAGAUGCUUUACUCCAUCUGUUUUACAGCAGUACAAGAUGCUAUACUCCAGCUGUUUUACAGCAGUACAAAAUGCUUUACUCCAUCUGUUUUACAGCAGUACAAAAUGCUUUACUCCAUCUGUUUUACAACAGUACAAUAUGCUUUACUCCAUCUGUUUUACAGCAGUAUAAGAUGCUUUACUCCAUCUGUUUUACAGCAGUACAAAAUGCUUUACUCCAUCUGUUUUACAGCCCAGUACAAGAUGCUAUACUCCAUCUGUUUUACAGCAGUACAAGAUGCUUUACUCCCUCUGUAAUAAAGUGUCUCAUGUAUCAACCUU
Clupea harengus (Atlantic herring) is the source of this 2581-nucleotide messenger RNA. RefSeq names its product C1q and TNF related 1 (gene c1qtnf1). Gene Ontology annotation, molecular function: protein binding. NCBI's taxonomy places the organism in Eukaryota, Metazoa, Chordata, Actinopteri, Clupeiformes, Clupeidae. The record is from RefSeq and is a predicted model, not a curated record.